This is a messenger RNA of Vitis vinifera (wine grape), 1590 nucleotides long. RefSeq names its product protein neprosin. The transcript has 7 exons. The record is from RefSeq and is a predicted model, not a curated record. Bases 105 to 1253 code for a protein of 382 amino acids. Lineage: Eukaryota; Viridiplantae; Streptophyta; Magnoliopsida; Vitales; Vitaceae.
CCUAGAAGCUUUUCACUGGGUUAGAAACAUUUGUUUGCCUGCAUCUUUGUGUAGAAUGCUUUUAUGAUCAAAUGGGUUGAUUGGUGUGAGAUAUAUUGUAUGAAAUGGCUAAAAAGGUUUGUUGUUUUGAGCUGGGAUUCAGAGGUGUGGGCAUUUUGUUGGGAAUGAUUUUCAUGGGAGUGAGUUAUGGGGUUGUUGAGGGUAACUUAGUCGCUGGACAGAAGUCUCUGGAAGUUGGAAGGAAUGUAGAUACUCUCAAUAGGCAUGCAGUGAAAACCAUUCAGAGUGAAGAUGGGGAUAUCAUUGACUGCAUUGACAUUUACAAGCAGCCAGCUUUUGAUCAUCCUGCUCUAAAGAACCACACCAUCCAGAUGACACCUAGUUAUGAUCCAACAACAGAGACAAGGGCAGAAACCAUAGCAGCAAAGCUUGGAGGCAGGAAAAGAGAGUCUUCCAGGACUGUUACAUCACAGCUAUGGCAGAAAAGUGGAAGCUGCCCUAAGGGAACAAUCCCAGUCCUAAGGAUCCAAAAGAAAGACCUACUAAAAUCAAAUUCAGUUGGAGAAUAUGGAAGAAAGAAACAACCAGGAUUUACCAAUGAGCUUACACUGGGUAAUGACAGUGAAAAUUCAUAUCUUCAACAAGCAAAUCACUCGGCAGUAUUGCUUACAGAAGGCUUCAAUUAUUUAGGCGGUAAAGGAGAUAUCCAAGUUUUCAACCCUUAUGUUGAGUCUGAUGAUGAGUACAGUACUUCUCAAGUUUGCCUAAAGCAUGGGCCUUAUUAUGCUUAUGAGAGUGUUGAAUCCGGAUGGGCGGUAAAUCCAAGUGUUUACGGGGACAGAAAGACUCGAUUGUUUGUGUAUUGGACUGCUGAUGCUUCAAAGACAACAGGUUGUUUCGAUCUCACCUGCCCGGGUUUUAUUCAAACCAGUAGUGAGAUUGCUCUCGGUGCAGCAAUCUAUCCAAUCUCAGUCCCCAGAGGGCUCCCUUAUCAAAUAACAAUUUAUAUCUAUAAGGAUCCAUACACAAAUAACUGGUGGGUGCAAUAUGGAGGGAAAAUCAACAUAGGGUAUUGGCCUCACAAGCUGUUCAAGAUGCUAAGUUAUGGGGCAGAAGCUGUUGAAUGGGGAGGUGAAGUGUACAGCUCAAAGAUAGGGAAUUCUCCUCCUCCCCACACUGCAACAGCCAUGGGAAGUGGAAAAUUUCCUGGCCCGAUCUUUGGCUCAGGGUGCGUAAGAAGAAUGCGGGUUUGAGAAAAUAUUGCUCCCUUGAAAUUCCCUGAGCGGGUUUUUACUUAUGCUGACGAGUAUGAGUGUUAUGAUGUUUAUUAUGUUGGAGAUUAUAUUGACGAUCCUGAAUUCUAUUAUGGAGGGCCUGGUAAGAACCCCAUGUGCCCAUGAAGGGAUACUUGCAGAUGAUCAAUGGAGUUGUUUACUGUAACAUUUUUCUUGCUUUUAUUAUAUAACAACUUUUUUCCUUAUGAAAUAUAGUCAAAGAUUUUAAAAGGAAACCCCAAAAAAAGUGCUGGUUUAGUAUACAUUGCAGACGCAGUUGGAAAGACAAUAUAUGGCAUAGGCAUCAGAGGAUAAU